ACAACCUUAAGUCUCGACCACUUUCUCCCGAAACGGAUAAAGAAACCGUCGAGCCUUACUUACUUUCUCCCACUCAUUCAAUUCCGAUUCUCAGAACAGAAACGCCACAACCAAUUCUCGAACAAAAUGUUAAGGAUCGUAAUUUCAUUUCACAGGUGAUUGGUUUUAAUGACAACCAAAUACCAAAAGUGGAUAGCAUCUUUGAAGAAGGGAGUGAUAGUUGGAGGGCUUAUAAUUCCAUCAGAAAAUUGACUCAAAGGCAAAAAGAGAUUGAAGAAAAACAUUCGACGGAGAAAAGGAAUAUGCAAUUGGGUCAGCCAAAAAAUAAAGUUGCUUCUGCAGGGCCUAAUACUAACCUAGAAAGUACGCAGGUAUUUCGAUUGCUAAUGUCACAGAUGGGAUUACUUUCCUUGGAAAAUCGCCACAAGGUGAUACCGUUGCAAAUAACAGGAAGACUUAUUAAUGACCUUGAAAAAUUGGAUACAUUGAAUGAACGAGAUUGUUUGAGUACUUCGGUCUAUUAUGUAAAGUCUGGGAUCGAGGAUUACGAAUCCAUCAUAAAUCCUCCUUCAAUUAGCGAGGACUUUGAAAAGUUCCUGAAUAGUUUAGGAUGGCCUGUAUUAUUAGAUUCACACCCAGGUUACAAAGCAAAGUUAAAUUCAUCAUUUUGCGAAACGACACCAUAUUUUGCAGAUAGAACAACCGAAGUAAUAUUCAACAUUCCAUAUGUGAUUCACUUGCCAAAACCUGAAGCGCCUUUGGAAUCACUGUCAGCUUUAUUUAAGAAUAUAUCGGCUGAUGAUUUGGUUUCCGUUGUUUGGAUUGAGGAUAUUUUAUCAAUGCACAAUAUUCCUCCGAAAAUUGGACAAUCUGUAUUUGUAUAUAUAUUUGUUCAUCCUUUGCAGAAUGCUACUGGAUUGUAUUUGAUUCGAAUAGUUAUCCCUAUGCUUUCCCACCCUGGUUCUACCAGUGUGUUUACGGGGAUUAAUGAAAAAAAAUCUGGAAAAGGAAGAGUGAGUUGGAGCGCGGAUGUUUCAAAAUUAGCUGAAAAUCAUUUGGCCUUUGGACCGCUUGUUGAUGGCAUGAUUGUAAGUAGGCAUGCACUUGGAUCUUUAGUUCGUAACACUGUGAUAACUGCCCAUGAAGCAUGUAGAAAUCUAGCAGAUACUCAAAGUAGACCGUAA
Messenger RNA from Acaulospora morrowiae, 1184 nucleotides. The record is from the annotation of a GenBank genome assembly. NCBI's taxonomy places the organism in Eukaryota, Fungi, Glomeromycota, Glomeromycetes, Diversisporales, Acaulosporaceae.